This is a messenger RNA of Ornithorhynchus anatinus (platypus), 2590 nucleotides long. It is a transcript of the gene CDH24, whose product is annotated as cadherin 24. Bases 193 to 2574 code for a protein of 793 amino acids. Gene Ontology annotation, cellular component: catenin complex; adherens junction; plasma membrane. The record is from RefSeq and is a predicted model, not a curated record. Gene Ontology annotation, molecular function: calcium ion binding; cadherin binding. Gene Ontology annotation, biological process: cell morphogenesis; adherens junction organization; calcium-dependent cell-cell adhesion. The transcript has 12 exons. NCBI's taxonomy places the organism in Eukaryota, Metazoa, Chordata, Mammalia, Monotremata, Ornithorhynchidae.
GGAGAGGGAGCAGGACCUCGGCCGGGAGAAGAAGCCGUUCGGGAGCCCAGAGGCCAGGGCCCAUGGGGUAGCCUCACCCCCCGCCGGCUACCCCUGCCCACCCCAUGGGCAGCGCCGGCCCCGCGGGGCGUGGUCCGGGCGGCCGAGCCCCGGGGCAGUGAGAGGUGGCCGGAGCGGUGGCCGGAGCGGAGCAUGUGGGGCCUCGUUCAGCUCCUGCUGGCCUGGCUGGGCGGCUGGGGCUGCGCGGGGCGGCUGGGCCCCCCGGCUCGGGCCGGGGACCCGGGGGAGCCGGGGACCCUGUUGCUGCGUGCCCGGAGGAGUUGGGUCUGGAACCAGUUCUUCGUCAUCGAGGAGUACGCGGGCCCCGAGCCGGUCCUCAUCGGGAGGCUGCAUUCGGAUGUGGACCGGGGUGAGGGCCGUACCAAGUACCUGCUGACGGGGGAGGGCGCGGGCACCGUGUUCGUGAUCGACGAGGCCACGGGCAACAUCCACGUCACCAAGAGCCUGGACCGGGAGGAGAAGGCGCAGUACGUCCUGCUGGCCCAGGCGGUGGACCGAGCCUCCAACCGGCCCCUCGAGCCGCCCUCCGAAUUCGUCAUCAAAGUGCAGGACAUCAACGACAAUCCCCCCGUCUUCCCGCUCGGGCCCUACCACGCCACCGUGCCGGAGAUGUCCAACGUCGGGACGUCGGUGAUCCAGGUGACGGCUCAGGACGCGGAUGACCCCAGCUACGGGAACAGCGCCAAGCUGGUGUACACGGUGCUGGACGGGCUGCCCUUCUUCUCCGUGGACCCCCAGACGGGUGUGGUGCGCACGGCCAUCCCCGACAUGGACCGGGAGACGCAGGAGGAGUUCCUGGUGGUGAUUCAGGCCAAGGACAUGGGCGGCCACAUGGGUGGGCUUUCCGGCAGUACCACGGUGACCGUCACCCUGAGCGACGUCAACGACAAUCCCCCCAAAUUCCCUCAGAGCCUUUACCAGUUUUCGGUGGUGGAGACGGCCGGGCCGGGAGCGCUGGUGGGCCGGCUGCGGGCCCUGGAUCCCGACCUGGGGGACAACGCCCUCAUGGCCUACAGCAUCCUGGAAGGGGACGGGGAAGGAGCCGAGACCUUCAGCGUCAGCGCGGACGCCCACGGGCGCGACGGGCUCAUCACCAUUCGCAAGCCCCUGGACUUCGAGAGCCGCCGUUCCUACGCUUUCCGGGUCGAGGCGACGAACACCCUGAUCGACCCGGCCUACCUGCGGCGCGGGCCCUUCAAGGACGUGGCGUCGGUGCGGGUGACCGUGCAGGACGCCCCGGAGCCCCCGGCCUUCUCCCGCCCCGCCUACCGCCUGGCCGUGCCCGAGAACAGUGCCCCCGGGACCCUGGUGGGCCGAGUCUCCGCCGCCGACCUCGACGCCCCGGCCAGUGCCGUCAGGUACUCCAUCCUCCCCCACUCGGACCCCGAACGCUGCUUCUCCAUCGGGCCCGAGGACGGCGCCAUCCGCACCGCCGUGCCCCUGGACCGCGAGGUCCGGGCCUGGUACAACCUCACCGUGCUGGCCACCGAGCUGGACAGCCCCGCGCAGGCCUCCCGCGUGCAGGUGGCGAUCCAGGCGCUAGACGAGAACGACAACGCCCCCCAGCUGGCCGAGCCCUACGACACCUUCGUGUGCGACACCGCCGCCCCGGGCCAGCUCAUCCAGGUCGUCUGGGCGGUGGACCGGGACGAGGGUGGCAACGGCAGCCGGGUGACCCUAAGGAGCCCCCGCGGCACCGAGGCCAACUUCACGAUCCAGGACAAUAGAGACGGCUCCGCCAACCUGCUGUUGCCCCCGCGCCUGGCCCCGCCACGCCGGGCGGCCUACCUGGUGCCCAUCGAGCUGCGGGACGGAGGACAGCCGGCGCUGAGCAGCACGGCCACCGUGACGGUCAGCGUGUGCCGCUGCCGGGCCGACGGCACCGUGGCCGCCUGCGGGCCCGAGGCCCUGCUGGCCCCCGCGGGCCUCAGCACCGGGGCCCUGCUGGCCAUCCUGGCCUGCGGUGCCACUCUGCUCGCGCUGGGCGUGCUGUUCGCGGCGUUGCGGCGGCAGAAGGCGGAGGCGCUGAUGGUGCUGGAGGAGGAGGACGUGCGCGAGAACAUCAUCACCUACGACGACGAGGGCGGCGGCGAGGAGGACACCGAGGCCUUCGACAUCGCCGCGCUGCAGAACCCCGACGGCGCCGCCCCGGGCCCGGCCCCGGCCCCGGCCCCGGCUCCGGCUCCCCCGCGGCCCCCGGGCCGGCGGGACGUGCUGCCCCGGGCCCGCUCCCCGCGCCGGCCCCGGCCCCGGCCCCCGGCCCCGGCCGACGCGGCCCAGCUGCUGGCCCUGCGGCUGCGGGAGGCGGACGAGGACCCCGGCGUCCCGCCCUACGACUCGGUGCAGGUGUACGGCUACGAGGGCCGCGGCUCGUCCUGCGGCUCGCUCAGCUCCCUGGGCUCCGCCAGCGAGGCCGGGGGCGGCCCGGGGCCGGCCGAGCCUCCGGAGGACUGGGGGCCGCUCUUCCGCACCCUGGCCGAGCUCUACGGGGCCCAGGAGCCCCCCGCGCCCUGAGCGCCCCGCCCGGGAC